AUGAGAAGGUAGCACUGGCAUUCCGACACCUCAAACUGCCAGAAGAAUGGAACGUGCUGGGAACAGACCCAGCUUUGAAUGAUGGUGGCCCACGGGAAACAUUAAUGCAUUUUGCCGUGAGACUGGGACUGCUGAGGUUAACUUGGUUUCUGUUACAGAAGCCAGGUGGCAGAGGAGCUCUCAGCAUACACAACAAUGAAGGAGAGACUCCAGCAAGCCUGGCUUUAGAGCGGGGCUAUCAGAAGCUUCAUCGACUUUUGACAGAGGAGAAUGCUGGAGAACCUGACUCCUGGAGCAGUCUGUCCUAUGAAAUACCUUAUGGAGACUGCUCCGUGAGACAUCACCGAGAGUUGGACAUUUAUACGUUGACAUCUGAAUCAGAUGAGGAAUCCCUACACCCCAGAGACAGUCGGACAGGACAUAUUUUUAAACUCAUGAACAUCCAGCAGCAGCUUAUGAAAACAAACCUCAGACAGACAGAGGACCGUAUCCCCUUAAUGAUAACAUCACAGGACCCUCCACCUGCCCACAGUAUCCUGAAUGUUGAUGGCCAGCAUCUUUCCUGCAUUGAGGCUCCCUUAGGAGACCAGCAGCAAUCUUCUUCACUUGGACUUGGAGGCAUGGACAACCCUGACCACAAAGGGGACCCAGUUAGGUUGGAUGAAAAGUCAGAUGAUCUAUCAAGCCUGAUGAGCAAAGGGAACACAGAUUGUUCCUGUAGGAGAAAAGAUAAAGGCCUGGAGAGGAAAGGGGGAGAGUUGGAGCCAGGACUAUUUGUAGUCUCUGAGAUUGUAUCAGAGAAAGACAGAUACCUACAGAGUACACCUGCUAGCGCGAAUAACACAGAAGACCUUCCAUCCUGUGGAAAUAUAAAAGAGGAAACUGGAAUGACAUCUCCUGGAACUGUUUUGGACCAUGAACAUAUGAACAGUGGAGAUGGUGCCACAGGGGAAGUACAUAUCAGUGAGCAGAGCCAAGACCAAAAUGUCCCUGAGCCUGAAGGGGUCACCAAUUCAGAAGCAGAGUGUGCAAUUCCAGAAGCAACAGAAAAGGUGAAAUGUGAUCUCACAAGCCCCAAGGCCACUCUCCAGAGUGUGUCUGAAAUGCAGGAAAGUAAAACCAAUAGACUUAAUAAGAGCUCCAGUGACAGCAAACCUGGAACCCCGGAUAUAGAAAGAUACAGUGACCCUGUGGAGGAGCCCGGUGUUUUAAAUGGCAUUGGCUCUCCAAGUUCCUUAGACAGCAAUGAACAUCUUCAGCCUUCAUCUACAAUUGGUAAAGAAGAAAUCAUUACAAAAGAAACUGUGCCAGGAACUGAAACUUCAAGCAGAAGUAGCAAAGAGAACUCAGAUCCUGUAGCAGAGAACCAGGCGGUUGGGGAUCAACACUCCCUGACCAUUUCAUCUUUAGUAAAAGAGGCCACUAAUCAAGAGGAGGUGUUGGAAGAGUUGGAAAUGGAUUCUUCUUUAACAAGCAUGUGUGAGACACGUUCACCUUCUGAUUCAACUUUUACUAGCCCAGAAAAUGAGCCAAUUUUGAACGAAACAUCAAAAGGCAGCUUAGCUCAAGACCAAGAUCAGGAAAUUGAAUCAACCAUCUGCUGUACGACGGAAGAGGACAAAUUUAGUUUUGAUUCUGUACGUCAACAGAAUUCAGUGACUCCUUGUGGAGACAUGGAAGCAGAGAGCAAGGAUGGUAAACCCGUUCAUUCCAAGGACACUAAGAGGAAUUCACCAAAUGCACCUGUUGAGGUUCAGAUGAAGGAAUCAUGUUUGAGUGAGGGAGUCUCUGAUCCUGAAGGAGAUAACCAGGGACAUGAAGUCCCCUGUUCUACAGCAAUUUUAAAUAAAGAUAACCUAGCCCAAGAUUUAAAACUGGACACUCCUUCACCAUCCAAACAUAAAUCAGUUUCACCUCCUCAUCCAGACUUGGUCGAAGCAAAAGAAAGUUUUACACUGGAUCAGGCAAUGACAUCUGAAGAUAAUUUUACUCAGCCAGACAGGCCCUUGGUUAAGUCAGCAACUGAAGAUGAUGUGAUUUCUUUUGUUCCCCCCCAGCAAGAAAAGGGAACAGCAACUCCUGAAAAAAAGGCAGAAGAAUAUUGCUGUGGCCCAGCACUGGAGCUCUGUGUGCCCAACAAACUGCCGACAGAAGACAGCUCGGUGAGCCUGCCAUCUUUUUUCCCCACUCCUGAUCCUCAGCUAAGUAUGGGAAAUUCCAGUUCUGUAGAAGGGGACAGUGGGGGUGAAGGUCUUAAUGACAAGACAGUGGAUGUGUUAGAAUCAGACUCUUCUACACCCAGUGAAAGGAUGACUGCUUUGCCUGCUGAUUCUGUUUUGUCCAGGGCAGACAAGGAACCAGUGGGGCUAGAAAGUACUGUAGCUCAGGAACAAGAUAAAGAAAAUGAAGCAGCCACUUGUUGUAUAACUAAAGACGAUCUGCUUUGUUCAAUUUCCUUGCCUAAAGAGGAGACGCCACCUCCUGGAGAAGAGACAUCAGAGCUUGGUGAUCAACCUGUCUUAGUCUCAUGCGCUGAGGGCAAAAUACUUAUACACAAUAAUAAUUCAGUGGGCACACCCUCUGCCAUUCUCAAUACAGAACCUGAACAAAACAAGGAAGUGGCUGCAAAAGUUUCACUGCGAGCUGAGCAAAGCACAGCUGUACAGGGCCAGGUGCCAUUAGAAGCUGGUUUGUCUGCAGACAGGCAGAAGACAUUUGGCUCUGGAGAGUGCAGCUUGCCAUUGCCGGCAGGGACAAACAAAACUGAAGCUGACCCAGAACAAGAUGGACCUGGGGCUUGUGACAGGGAACAGACAGUGGCUGCAAAACCUGAAGUAAAGGAGAUUCAGUCUAAAAGGGACUCCUCCUCUUGUGAAGAGAGUGGAAAUGUAACUGUGGGUUCCAGAGAGGAGGCUGCCCAGGAUCCUUCUGUGUUGGGGACAAAGGAGAUAUCUAAUGACCACAAGGAUGUUCUGGUACAGAAAAACAUGGCAGACCAAGAGAAUGAUAUAAUCUUGGGCCUACCAGGAGCUCCACCAGAAGGGGAGAUCCUGGAGAAGGAAACUGUAAUCACAGAAAUGCUGCCUGCUAGUAAGGAGCAAGGGGAGGCAGAUGAAACCGUCUCCAUAGUAAGGCAUCUGAAGGAAGCAGAGGUAGACAGCAUGGUGCCAAGGGUGUUACUGCAGCCUAUUGCCGAAGAGCUGCUGCCCUGUGAGAACGAUGUCACUGGGGACACGGUGCCCUUGGCAGGUGAGGGUGACACCACAUCUUGUGUGGACAAAACCAAGGAAGCCUUGCUUGAUGGGGAUGGGGCUGAACAAAAGACAGGCUCCCAAGAUGUUCCAUUUCAGAGUCUGCCUACUCAGGCCAAUGCCACAGAUUCACUGGAGAGAGAAAACCUGAUAGAGAAGGCUGCCAACCAUUUGGUGGAUACUAUUCUUGAAAAAGUGAGAGCUGCAGGUGGGGUGGUCACCAUGGGAGAGAGCAGUAGCCCUCCACAGUGCGAUGCUCCUGAGCCAAACCCUGUUACUGAGGAGCUACAGAAAGGUGCUGCUGAGGAAGGGCCAUGGAUGACUCCAGGAGGUGGACCUACUAAAGGAGAAUCAGUUGUAAGCUCAGAAGCAUGGACAACCAAAGGAGAAGAGCAGGGAAAGGUACCUGGACACUCCCAAGAGCCUGAACCUGUGGCAGAAAUGCCAGACUUGAAAGCAGAAGAUGAAGUGGAUUUUCUGGAUAAUUCCAGGGAGGACUCAAUUUCUGAAGAAAUGGAUGUAGCUAAGCACAAGACAAAGCACAGGAUAAAUACACAGAUGAUAAACCGGGAAAGCUGGUGUACGAUAGAGCCAUGCCCAGAUCCAUCACUGUUGGCUUCCAAACAGAACCCAGAAUGUGAGAACUUCUUGGAAGUUGGACUGGGUGGAGAGUGUGCCUCAUCCCAGGAUGUACUUAAAAGACAAUCUGGCAGUGAUUCUGACCUCUUCCCUUCGCCCAGUGAUGAAAUGGACGACAGCAUUAUCUUUACAAAGCCUGAAGAGGAGCAAUCAGUCUGUGAUAUCACUGGGUCCAGCUCUUCCACAGAUGACACAGCCUCCCUGGACCGGCACUCUUCCCAUGGCAGUGACAUCUCCCUCCCCCAAAUUCGGAACCUAAACAGGACCAAGGAUCGGCAGAGCCUCGAUGGGUUCUAUAGCCACACGGUAGGAAUUGAGGGACGGGAAAGUGAGAGUGAACCUGCUGGCUCAGGUGAAAUGGAAGAAGAGGAGAUGGACAGCAUCACCGAAGUGCCCACAAACUGCUCUGUCCUGAGAAGCUCUAUGCGUUCUCUGUCCCCUUUCCGGAGACACAGCUGGGGACCAGGAAAAAAUGCUGCCAGUGAUGCUGAGAUGAAUCACCGAAGUUUCAGUUUAGAAGGCCUAUCUGGAGGAGCUGGGGACAACAGUAAGCCAUCGUCAGCUUUGGAUGCCAACUCCGCGAGCUCAAAAGAGCUGAGGCGAAGUCCCUUCAGUGGCGAGGAACGUGGUGACUCUUUGGUGUCACUCACCGAAGAGGACCUAGAGUUAGACCAGAGAGAGCACAGCAUGUUUGACCAUAAGCCACGCCAGAGAUCCAAGCAACAGGGGUUUAAUUAUUGUACAUCGGCCAUUUCUUCUCCACUGACAAAAUCCAUCUCAUUAAUGACAAUUAGUCAUCCUGGACUGGACAAUUCACGACCCUUCCACAAUACCAGCGCUAAUUUGACUGAAAGUGUAACUGAACAGGUCUUCAGGUUUCCUCCACAGAGCCCCUUCAAGAAAUAUCCUGAAGAGAAAAGUGUAACAAAAGUCAGUCGCACUUUCAGCUACAUCAAGAAUAAAAUGUCCAGCAGUAAGAAGAGCAAAGAGAAGGAGAAGGACAAAGAUAAGAUUAAGGAGAAAGAUAAAGACUCCAAAGAGAAAGAGAAGGACAAGAAGACGUUGAAUGGACAUACAUUUGCUUCCAUCCCUGUUGUGGGGCCAAUCAAUUGCAGCCAGUGUAUGAAAGCUUUUACCAACAAAGAUGCUUACACGUGUGCAAAUUGCGGUGCUUUUGUCCACAAAGGCUGUAGAGAAAGUCUGGCUUCUUGUGCAAAGGUAAAAAUGAAGCAACCCAAAGGAAGCCUUCAGGCCCAUGACACCUCAUCGCUUCCCACAGUCAUUAUGAGGAAUAAACCCUCCCAACCCAAAGAGCGUCCUCGCUCUGCAAUUCUUGUGCCUGAUGAGACCUCUGUGGCCCCAUUGUUCUCUAACCGGCGGUCGCAGCAGUGUGCCUCACUUUCCAAAAGUGUCUCUAUACAGAAUAUUGCUGGAGUUGGCAAUGAUGAGAGCAUGGCAAACACCUGGAAAUUCCUGUCCCAUUCAACAGACUCUCUGAAUAAAAUCAGCAAGGUCAAUGAGUCCACAGAGUCACUCACUGAUGAGGGUACUGAUAUGAAUGAAGGACAACUCAUGGGAGAUUUUGAAAUGGAUUCCAAACAGCUGGAGGCAGAAUCCUGGAGCCGGGUAGUAGAUAGCAAGUUUUUGAAACAACAAAAGAAGGAUAUAGUCAAGCGGCAAGAAGUGAUUUAUGAGUUGAUGCAGACAGAAUUACAUCACCUCCGCACUCUGAAGAUCAUGAAUGAUGUGUACAGCCGAGGAAUGAUGACAGACCUACUCUUUGAGCAGCAAAUGGUGGAAAAGCUGUUCCCUUGUUUGGAUGAGCUCCUCAGUAUCCACAGCCAGUUCUUUCAGAGAAUUCUGGAAAGAAAGAAGGAAUCCUUGGUGGAAAAAAGUGAAAAGAAUUUUCUCAUCAAAAGGAUAGGAGAUAUCCUUGUGAAUCAGUUUUCAGGUGAGAAUGCAGAGCGCCUAAAGAAAACGUAUGGCAAAUUCUGUGGUCAGCACAACCAGUCUGUGAACUAUUUCAAAGACCUUCACACUAAGGAUAAACGUUUUCAGGCCUUUGUAAAGAAGAAGAUGAGCAGUGCAGUUGUCAGGAGGUUGGGUAUCCCAGAAUGCAUUUUACUUGUAACCCAGCGCAUUACCAAAUAUCCAGUUUUGUUACAAAGAAUAUUACAGUGUACCAAAGAAAAUGACUUAGAACAGGAAGAUCUGGCCCAAUCCCUGAGCCUGGUGAAAGAUGUGAUUGGAGCAGUGGACAGCAAAGUCGCAAAUUAUGAAAAGAAAGUCCGUCUCAAUGAGAUUUACACCAAGACAGACAGCAAGUCGAUCAUGAGGAUGAAGAGUGGACAGAUGUUUGCCAAGGAAGAUUUGAAACGAAAAAAGCUUGUUCGAGAUGGGAGUCUUUUCCUGAGGAAUUCAGCAGGGAGGUUGAAAGAGGUCCAGGCAGUUCUACUCACUGACAUUCUGGUUUUUCUUCAAGAAAAAGACCAGAAGUAUGUCUUUGCAUCACUGGACCACAAAUCAACAGUGAUCUCAUUAAAGAAGUUGAUUGUACGAGAAGUAGCCCACGAAGAGAAGGGCUUAUUCCUAAUCAGUAUGGGAAUGAAGGAUCCAGAGAUGGUUGAAGUCCACGCCAGCUCUAAGGAGGAGCGAAACAGUUGGAUUCAAAUCAUUCAAGAUACUAUCAAUGCCCUGAACAGAGACGAAGAUGAAGGAAUCCCCAGUGAAAAUGAAGAAGAAAAGAAAUUGUUAGAUGCGAAAGCCCGAGAAUUAAAAGAGCAACUCCAACAGAAAGAUCAGCAGAUCUUAACUCUGUUGGAGGAAAAGGAAAUGAUUUUCCGAGAUAUGACAGACUGCAGUACGCCUUUAUCAGAAGACAGUUCACCAACUCAUGGCUCCAGGGUACUGUUCAGGUCCAACACUGAAGAGGUUCCCAAAGGAGGGCCCAUCAUGAAAAGUGCAAUAAAUGAAGUGGAGAUGCUACAGGGCCUGGUGAGUGGCAGCCUUGGGGGCUCACUUGGACAGUCUGUCAGCAGCACCUUGGAGCAAGAAGGAGGAAUAGUUGGCCCAGUUUCUUUACCUAGGAGAGCAGAAACCUUUGGAGGGUUUGACAGCCAUCAGAUGAAUGCCUCAAAAGGUGGUGGUGAGAAGGAAGAUGGAGAUGAUGGCCAAGAUCUUCGGAGGACAGAAUCGGACAGUGGUCUAAAAAAGGGUGGAAAUGCCAAUGUGGUAUUUGUGUUGAAAAGAAACAGCGAGCAAGUUAUCCAGAGUAUCGUUCAUCUGCAUGAACUUCUUAGUGCUCUGCAGGGUGUGGUGUUACAGCAGGAUAGCUACAUUGAGGACCAAAAGUUGAUGCUCAGUGAGAGGGCAAUAACCCGAAGCUCUUCCAGACCGAACUCUCUGAUUGAGCAAGAAAAGCAGAGGAGCCUAGAAAAGCAGCGACAGGAUCUGGCCAAUCUGCAGAAGCAGCAGGCACAGCACCUGGAAGAGAAACGCAGACGGGAGAAAGAAUGGGAUGCCCGUGAGAAAGAGCUGAUGGAGCGGGAAACACGGCUGACGCAGUGGGAGGACAAAGUCCAGAGGGGUCAGCAGGACCUGGAUAAGGAUCGAGAAGAGCUCCAGCAAAAGAAAGCAGCAUAUCAGUCUGACCUGGAGCGGCUCCGAGCCGCCCAGAAGCAGCUCGAGAAGGAACAAGAGCAAGUGAAGAGGGAGAUGGAGAGGUUAACCCAAAGGCAGGUGGAGCAUGAUGCCAACCAGGUUUCCCAUCAACACGGUAAAUUGAUGCGGAUCCCAGCCUUCUUCCCCAACCCGGAGGAGCCUUCCCAGCUAACAGCGUCUCCCAUAUCACAGUCAGGGUCUUUGGACUCAGAACUUUCGAUAUCCCCCAAAAGGAACAGCAUCUCUCGGACACACAAAGACAAAGGUCCAUUCCACUUACUCAGUUCCGCCAGCCAAGCAAGUAAAGUAUCGGAGGGGCAGAGCCAAAUCCCGGUCUCCACCUCCACCUCCACACGCCUUUUUGGUUUAUCGAAGCCAAAGGAGAAGAAGGAGAAGAAGAAGAAGAGCAGUAAGGGAGGCCGUUCUCAGCCAGGUGAUGGCCAUUCACCUGAAACGCCAGCAGAGGGUGAAGAAAUCUUCUGCUGAUGGUUGAAUUUUUUAUUCUACCAAGAUAGAAACUAUUGGAAUCUGACACACCAUCAUCACCAGCUCUGCCUUCUCCACUGCUAGCACAUGGGCUUUACACGAUGGGAACUUUCCUUCUCUUUGUUGUUAAGAAACACAUGACAGUGCUCUCCUGGAUCCUGGAUCUGAUGGAAAUAAAUUGAGUUUGGGGGCAGGGAGGGGACCCAGUCUGCUUUGGCCGUGACUUGUGAAUACCAAGGACUUGAGGGUGGUGGGGGUGGGCAUACUCUGCCCAGGGUGUAAACAGCUAUCACCAGCACCCUGGGAGGUCAGGAGGAUGUUAGAAGUAUGGAAGCAUACAUGCCUCUAAAUUUAUUUUGUCUGGGGAAGACAGCUGACAAACAGAGCAUGCCAUUUGGUCCUUGCAGUGUGUCCUGUAUGUAUGAACACAUGUAUAGAUUUCAUGUGUAUAUACAUAUACCUGUGAGUUGUGCAUACCAUGUAGAGAGAAGUUGGGUUAGCUUAGCUCAGCCCAAAGGGAAAGAUACCUGAUGAUUAUCAGGUAGCAUGUAGAUAUUAAAUAUCUCACCCUUUGCUUGCCCUUUCUCCCCAUUCCUUGUGCGCAUCCUUCCUGUUUUGCAUGCAUUUCUUCAUUUUAGGAGGGAGGUCUGACUAUGGUAUGAAAAGAGAGGGGGAAGAGCCUUGUAUUUGAAGGGGGGUGUAUUGUGCAGCACCUGGAUAUGAACGGUUUGCUGGGAUCCCCAAAGGAUGGUAUUCACCUCCAUCCUUAUAUUCCAGAGAGGUUUAGAAAAAUGAAAACUCAUCAGUUGGCUUUCCAAAGCAUUUGUCUGCACAGAUGGCACAUAGAGUUCUCACCUACCAAGGGAACACAUCCUGUGUCAGCUUUAAUUUUCUGAGCAAGAAGACAUUUGUUUAUUUGUCACUGAUUAUUCAAAUCUGGUUGACAGCUCCUGAAACUAUUUCUGAGAACCUUCCAAGCGAAGCAGCUAAUGUUUCCGAUCCUAAUAAGUAUAACUGGACCGGAUGACAGUCUUUUGCUCCAAAAGAGUAUAAUGACUGUCUUGUCAGCAUUCAAAAUCAGCAGCCACUCACUUGCUCUCUAAGCCUGACUUUUGCAAUGAAGUGUAGUAGCAUCAAAGACAGGCACCACCUGUACUUUGUUCCAGCUGUAUGUAUUCCUCUCCCAGCCCCACGCCAUGAGUAUCAGCUGGCUACCAGAGGGCUCUGGGCCUCGCAACUAAAGACAGACACAUUGGCAUUUGUGAGCCCAUGUAUUGGCAUUUCAUGAAUAAAGAUAAGAAAGGGGCUGACAGAAAAAGAAAAAAAAUACGUGGUUUCUGAGCUCAAUGUUUCACAGGGUUCUUCAGGAGAUUCCAGCACAUUUUAAAUUGUUAAGAAUGAAAAAGAAAGGAGGAAAAGAAGGUAGAGGACAAAUGAAUGGCUGUUGUCUCCUUAUUACUUUGGAGUAAAUAAUCAUACCUGCUGCUUUUUUUCCACUGUGUUUUGAUUUGUAUUUGCUUGAAGCUUUCCCACUAGCUGUUCUGUUGAGGACAGCUCAUUGGCUAUGUUUUUUUUUCUUUUUUUUUUCCCCUCCAAAUCAGCCACAGCAGUAGCCUUUGAAGGCUCCACACGAAGUAUGUGGUCCCGUCAUGUAGGAGGCCUGCAAGAUAAUUCUGUUCUUCAAGUGAGGUCCUUGUCACCCAUUUUCCCUCAGGAGCAUGGGGGCUUUGAAAGUACUUUUUUUUUUCUUUUCUUUUUUAAACAAAACUAUUAUUUGGUGCUUGUUAAUGAAAUGCAAGCUGGCCUUGCAGAUUGGAGAUAUUUAUCUUUCUGUUUUUUUGAAAGAGGUCUGGUUUAAAAAAAUUUUAGUUUAGUUUUAUUUAUUUUAUUUUUUUUAAGGAUAUACAUAAUAUCCCAAUGGUUAGAACUCUGUCUCACUAUUGCAGAAAGUGAGAUGAUACCACUUCUCACUCCUCAGCGUGCUACUUAAAAUGAGUAAAUCUUUCACCUGGGGCUGCCUUUAAGGCCAAGUAACUGAAGAUGAAAAUGAAGAGGGAAAAGGGAAGACUUGUACUCCUUUCCUUCUUCCUUCCCAUCUCUCCCUUCUCCAUUUCUAAACGAAGAGAAAAAGGACUAUCUUGUUUCUUGGGUUAAGAAUUCGAGAAACUUGCCACCUCUUAACUCUGUUUAUUCACUCUGACUUCUUGUGCUUUCCUGCCCUUCUGACCCAGGGAUAUAAAAGCAAAUCUGUUCUGUGAUCUCUUCAACAAGAAUUCACCAAAAAAAAUCCAAAAAGCAAAGUACUUCAUUCCCCUUGCACCCUUAGGUUACAGAAUAUUUGUUAAGGGGAGAUUUUUGAGCCCCAACAAAGUAACCCUUAUCAAAUCCACUAUUACAGAACUUGUCUCUUUUUUUUUUCCUGCUAGCUAAAUGAGUCCAACAGUUUACCUAGCCCCGUAGUAUCUUGAUCUCCCAUAAAUAGGAUAGUGUGGUCUGAGAAGGACAGAAGAGUAGAAAGAACUCAGUUCUCCACUGGGCGGCUUCAGCCCCAAUGUAAAUACAACUACAGUAUGUGCAAUAUUGAAUGAAAUUGACAUUUCUAUAGCUCCUCUGUAUCAAGGUGUGUAUGUAUAGUAAGCUGUCCGUAUACCCCCACCCCCACCCACAUACUCCUCAAGGCAGAUCUGGGUUUAAAACGAAAAAAGUGUUAGUACUGAUCAAAUUUCUCGAAUGGACUGUUCUAAACAGAAAUGCUUUUAAAUUAUACAUUGCUGCACAAUUGGAUCUAGUUUGAUUUGAAAGUCCCCAUCUAGUUGUAAUAUUUUAUUUCUUUUAUUUAGGCAAUGGGGCCUUUUUUUUUUUUUAAACUUAAAACCACUGAUUUUGGUUCUUGUUAGAUAGGUUUAGAACCAGGACGCAGGUAUGUAGUCUCCCGGCACUUUACCCAGAGUUACCCAAUUUCAUACAUGAUUCCAAUUGCUGUGUUAAGGGAAGUCCACUUACCCAGAGCAUCCACUUCUGUGCGCCUUGGUCAUCUCUUAGGCCCUUUGAAAUGGAACUCUCAGUGGUUUCACUCUGAGCUUAGAGAAUGAAUUUGCUGCUUAUGUUCUUUUUUACUUGGUGUUAAAUUGACCUUGAGAUCAGAUCCUGGUUGUUAAAAACAAUGGAAGGAAGUUGGACUGACCCCCAUCUGGCUUCCUAUGCUGUGACAAGGGUUAGUUUUUAUGGUGACUUGGUUUUGAGGUUCUACAGUUUUCCUUGCCCCUGGUAAAGGAUGAAAUACUUCCCUACUAGGAGAAAGCAAAGAUGCCGAAGGGGGAUUGGUUAUCAGAUUGUCAGAGUAUUUGGGAUAGUAACCUUACAGAUAAUAGUGCCUAGUUUUCCAGAAUCAAGUGGAUUUCAUGGAAUCAGGUUUUACCUUCAGUUAAACAUUAAAUUAUCAUCUCGGUAAUUUUUAUCACAGUUUAUAAUGCCAUAUGCACUUUAAAAUCUCUUGUCAGUAGCUUGAUCAUGAGACAAUCAGAUUUAUAAUCAUUUUUUUCUUUGAAAUUAAGGUUAGAAACUGCCAAAGCCAGAAAUGCUGCAGACAAUUCAACUUUUGCCAACACUUUUACCCCUCUCUGCCCCCUAUGUGAGCUUGUGGGGACAGAAUCAGUCUCAAAAAACCAUUCACUGUUUGAGUCCAAAGGAAAGAAGAGGUAAACUUACAUACUUUUUGUCUUUCAUGUCUCGGGGUAAUACCACUGACAAGUUAUCCCUUUGAUAACUGUCCUUUCUUCCCUGCCCACCACCCCCACACCCCACUCCCAAUCCAUGAUCCUUUUCAGGAGUUCAGUAUAGUAUUAAAGAAGGGUAUAAAGGCCAGGUAGUUUUUGUUUGUUAUUAAAAUUAAAUCUGUGCUCCAUCAAACGAGUUAAGACUGAUGAUCUAGGAGCACAUUCUUUGCUCCAGGGAUUAUAUUACCUGUAGAAGUACUUUGUAUCUUAUCUUCUUUUAGAUUAUGGCCCCUCAGAUUCUUUCUCUUGCCUCCCAAGGAUUCUUAAUGUGUGUUAGAGCAAAAAUACUAUGAAACAAGUGAAUAAAAGGAGAGGCAGUUAGAUUGAGAAGGGGGCACUUAAGCCCCCUAAAAAGUUAUCUUUAAUCCCCCAAACACUUUGCAUUUCCUAGUAGAUGAAGGCGGCAAGUCAAGACCUAACCAUUAUUAAUACUGCAGAGCACGUUGUGGAAAGAUAACAGGGAAGGGACCAAAUGGUUGGAGGAAGGAGAGACUAAAAGAAUUCUAUUUUAUUCUCUAGUGAGCUUCAAUAACCUUUCUACAUUCCUAUGUAGCAAGAAGCCACCUUCCAAAAAAAAAGAUUUUCACCAAGGCAAAAUUCCAUACACUGUGCCAGUGAAACAGUUUGCAAUCUGUAUGGUCUGACCUCCUAAAUCUUAAGAGUCCUUGAAAUCUGUAAACACAGAAAUAGUCAUUCAGAUUACAGUUUUAACAUAAAGGAAAAUGUUGGGUGACAGUAAGUGAGGGAGGUAUGAGGUUUCUUUAAUUAGCAGGGCCAUUUUGGAAUCUGUUGUAGAAUUUGAUCAAAUACACCGUUUCUCAACGAGUUAUUUCAAAGGCUGCACAUUUGUUCUGAUUUAUGUUCAUUAUGUGGAAAGGAUCGUAAGGUGUUUGUUUCAGGGUUUUGUUUUUGUUUUUUAAUGUAGCAUAACAUUCCUAGUUAACCAGAGCUCUGGAAUCUGCCACCUGCUGGCCAGGUUUAUAAAAUAAAAAAAAAAUAUGCCGCCUUUAAAUUUAAAAAAAAAAAAGGCACUUUUCCAAGUGCUGAUCUUAUUUCACUUGCUAGAAGAACAGGCCAUGAUUCCUUCUUUUCCCCAUCAAUGUAGCUGAGUCUAAGGACAGGCAAACUGAACUGGCUUAUAACCUCUCCAGCUGUGGAAAAAUUAGAAGCCUUCUAUAGAAAAUUGAAUACUGAAAACCAGCCCAUAAAAUGCAUUUUUCAUCAUCUUCAUCUUCAAAAAAAGGCCCACCCCUACAUCAAUUUAUACCUUAAAAUCUUGUUAAAAUUCUUUCAUUCCUAGAUCUUGGGCCCAAUUUUAAUCUUUUUGUAAUAGGUGGGCACUAUGUGGUAAUAGGUGGGUAUACCAUACCAAGAUGCUAUGUGGUAGUGACUAUUACUAUUCUCUGCCUUUUUUUCAACUAUGUAAUGGUGGUUAUAAAGCACUGACAAAGGGCUAUGUCCAGUUCAGUUUGUCUGUGGUUAAAGUUUAGCCUUGUGGUUUCCUAUGUUUUCUUUUACUGAUAUGGAGUGCACUAGCAUAUGCCACCGAAUGUUCAAGAGGGUAGCUGUAAUACACCUCAUACCUCUGCUUUCAGUUUAUUUUUUGUAAUGCUUAUAUAAGCAUUUACCUUGCUAGAUUCUAUUAAAAAAAAAAGUCGGGUUAAAACCCACUCGCUGUAUGUUAAUUUGUAAUUAUUGUAAAGUAAAGCAGUAAAAAAUGUAAAGUUUUGGGGGUUUUUUUUUUCAGUGUGUCUUCUGGGGGUUUGCUGAAGUACACUGACUUUGUAACAAGCUUUUAUUUAUCUUCCUUUCUAGUUAUCAGCUUAAAAACUCUUGUAAAGUUCUCCCUCCCCCACCUCAGAAAUAAAUAAAUAAAAAUUUUCUUUUGAGUCUG
Molecule: messenger RNA, 13706 nt
Organism: Trichosurus vulpecula (common brushtail)
Lineage: Eukaryota; Metazoa; Chordata; Mammalia; Diprotodontia; Phalangeridae
Gene: AKAP13
Product: A-kinase anchoring protein 13
Exons: 33
Coding region: 105-8036 (2643 amino acids)
Biological process (GO): regulation of Rho protein signal transduction
Molecular function (GO): guanyl-nucleotide exchange factor activity
Source: RefSeq, a predicted model, not a curated record